Messenger RNA from Cyprinodon variegatus (sheepshead minnow), 2486 nucleotides. RefSeq names its product protein arginine methyltransferase 7 (gene prmt7). NCBI's taxonomy places the organism in Eukaryota, Metazoa, Chordata, Actinopteri, Cyprinodontiformes, Cyprinodontidae. Gene Ontology annotation, biological process: peptidyl-arginine methylation. Gene Ontology annotation, molecular function: protein-arginine N-methyltransferase activity. The transcript is spliced from 17 exons. The coding region runs from base 126 to 2186 and encodes 686 amino acids. The record is from RefSeq and is a predicted model, not a curated record.
AUGGCGGCGCUCAUGUGAGCAACGCUGGGUUAAUUGUCUUGACAAGCUUUAGCUUUGUGGUGAAUAAUCCGUUAAAAUCAGCUUUUCUUCUAUGUCAAGCGCCGCGAAGAGGAGUUGCGGAAGACAUGAAGACCUUUUGUGGCAGAGCGAACCCGACCACCGGAGCUCUGGACUGGGUGGAGGAGAGCGAGGAGUAUGAUUACCACCAGGAGAUAGCCAGGUCAUGUUAUGCCGACAUGCUGCACGAUCACGACAGGAACAAGAAGUACUAUGAGGGCAUCCGGGCUGCUGUGUCCAGAAUAAAGGCUAGAGGUGAAAGAGUGGUCGUCCUGGACAUCGGGACUGGAACGGGCCUCCUGUCCAUGAUGGCCGUCACUGCUGGAGCCGACUUCUGUUACGCUGUGGAGGUCUUUAAGCCCAUGGCAGAAGCGGCUCAGUGCAUUGUGAAGAAAAACAACUUCUCAGACAAGAUCAAGAUUAUCAACAAACACUCAUCGGAUGUGACAGUGGGACCAGAUGGAGACAUGCAUGAGAAGGCCAACCUGCUGAUCACUGAGCUGUUCGACACGGAGCUCAUUGGGGAGGGAGCUCUACCCAGCUAUGAGCACGCUCACCAAAAUCUAGUCAUGGCAGGCUGUGAGGCGGUGCCUCACCGGGCCACCGUCUAUGCCCAGCUGGUGGAGUCAGAGCUGCUGUGGAGCUGGGCACAGCUGCAGCCCGUGGAGGUAGAGGGGCUCCGUCUGGUCCCACCGCCCGCCGUGGGCCGUUGUGCUGGUGCUCACUCGGUUUGUGACAUCCAGCUGAGCCAGGUCUCCCCCUCCAGCUUUACCCCGCUGAGUCCUCUCUGCACCAUGUUCAGUGUGGAUUUCAGCAGACCAGUCAGCAGUGCCUUCCAGUCCCACUCCACCAGGUUUGUGGCUCAGACUGGUGGGCGGGCUCAGGUGGUGCUGUCCUGGUGGGACCUGGAAAUGGAUCGCAGUGGAACCAUUGUGUGCAGCAUGGCUCCUAGCUGGAUGUACCCACAGCCAGCGAUGGCCCCUUGGCGGGAUCACUGGAUGCAGAGUGUUUACUUCCUGCCAGAGGAAAGCCGGGUGGCGGAGCAGGAGGAGCUCAGUCUGACGGUCUGCCAUGACGACUACAGUCUGUGGUACAGCCUCCAGUCCCACAGCCUCCAGGACGCCCCGGCUAAGGCCCCACCAUCUCGGCCGUGUUGCACAUGUCAGGCUCACCUGGUUUGGACUCGGUCCCGUUUCGGCGAACUCAACGACAGACGGCGUACCGGAAGCUACAUCGCAGCUCUUCGGAGCGUCCUGAGCGAGGACAGUGUGUGUCUCUCUGUCAGCGAUGGAAGUCUGCUUCCUGUCUUCGCUCACAUGCUGGGAGCCAAGAAGGUUUUCAGUUUGGAGAACUCCAGAAUGUCCAGACAAGUUAUUGAGGAGGUGUUGGAAGCCAACUCUGUAAAAGGAGGAGUUGAACUGCUGGAGAUCCGACCUGAGCAGCUCACCAGUCAGGAUCUGAGAGGCGAACAGCAGAUUUCGGUCCUGAUGGGCGAGCCGUACUUCAGCACCAGUCUCCUGCCGUGGCACUCCUUGUUCUUCUGGUACUGUCGGACCGCUUUGGCGGGCAUCCUGCGGCCCAGCGCCACCAUCCUGCCCAGCUCUGCCUCACUGCAUAUGAUGGCUGUGGAGUUCCAGGAUUUGUGGAGGAUAAGAGCACCGUGUGGAACAUGUGAAGGCUUUGAUGUCUCACCCAUGGAUGAAAUGAUCCAGCGGUCUCUGGAUUUCCGUGAGUCCCGUGAAGCUGAGCCCCACCCCCUGUGGGAGUACCCAUGUCGAGCUCUAACUCAGUCCACUGCUGUCAUGACCUUUGAUUUCACCCAGUGCGUCCCUAAACAGCCAAUCAGCAGCCAGGGAUCGCUGCCUCUUAUAAGGAGUGGGCGAUGUCACGGUGUUGCCUUAUGGAUGGAAUACCAGCUGACUGAUGAUGUCACAGUCAGCGGGGGUCUAACUCAGCCAAUCAGUGAGCAGGGCACCUGUGAGUGGAGUCGACACAGGAGGCAGGGGGUUUAUUUCCUGAGGUCAGCGUGGGACAGUUCGGGUGACGGCAGGGCUGCAGUGUCCUACAGCUUCACAUUUGAGCCCAGCUUAGGAGACAUUAAGAUGGACUUCAGCAUCAUAACGCAGUGAUGUGACUCCAAGGUUUUACCUCUACUCUGUGUUAAAGCAUAUUUAACAGUGUGUUUACUAUUGCUAUAAUGACUGAAGUUACCGUUUGCCUUUUUAAUGAUACAUCAGUAUCUGAGGAGCUCUCAGGGCCGAACAGGCUUUGGUGUUUCCACAACUAAAGUCUUAAAUGAUCCUGUAUUAACAGACCAACAAACCCAAAUGUCUUGUUUUUUUUAAAAAUAUUUUUUGGAUUGCUGUUGCUUUGUGUUUGUAGUUGAGGGCAGGUAUGGACUUGUCAGAAGAAGAGUUAAAAGUUUGUAU